UGCCAGGUUACACAGUCUCUUUAGUCUUUAUAGUAACAUCAACAAUUUCAAACUUUCAAACGCAUGCGAUGUGCGUGAUGUCUGAAAUGUGAUAAGCUAAAGCAAGACAGUUGAACAACAUGGCUGGUGUUCUUUUUGAGGAUAUUUUCGAUGUAAAAGAUAUAAACCCUGAGGGAAAGAAAUUUGACAGAGUGUCAAGACUUCACUGUGAAAGUGAAAGUUUCAAAAUGGAUCUCAUUCUUGAUGUGAACAUUCAAGUAUAUCCUGUUGACCUCGGAGACAAGUUUCGUCUUGUGCUUGCCUCCACACUACGUGAAGAUGGGGCCCCGGAUGAUGGGGAAUAUCAGCCAAUGGACAAUAUGCCAUCCAGGGCUGACCAGUUUGAAUAUGUUAUGUAUGGUAAAACAUAUCGAAUUGAUGAAGAAGGCAGCUCUGUUGAAGCACCAACUAGAUUGUCUGCAUAUGUGUCCUUUGGUGGCCUGCUCAUGAGACUACAAGGAGAUGCUAACAAUUUACAUGACAUGGAAGUUGAUCAGUAUAUUUACUUGCUGAUGAAGAAACUAGCUUUUUAAUGCAACAAUCCAUUGUACAUCCUAUAGUUAAAAAGUAUUAGCCAACAUUGCCAUUAAAGCAACUAUGUAAUAUAUUAUAUUAUAUAAUAAGGCAACCUGGCAUAAUGCAAAUUAUGUUGCAGCUAUCAUGCAAUUCGGGGUUUGUGUAGAGUUGCUCAAAAAUUUCCAAGGACUUAAUUUAUAUACCUUUGUGCAAUUUUUAUCAAUUAAGCACAUUUUAAAACCUACACAAACCAUUUCAUUUCAAUAUGCAUUUUACAAUGAACAAUCCUUCUUAUUUAUCCUUAAAAAAAUCUCAUAUUGAAAUGACAUUAAAAACUCCAUUCCCAUUAAAACACAAUUUGCCCGAUCAAAGGUAGACAAUAAACUAUGCAGAUAGGGUCAACAUGAAGUUAUCAGUACAGACUAGUGGGAGCUAGAAAAUUGAUUGCAACAAAAACAAUGAAAAUAGACACUUCCCAAAUGAUCUCAAGUACCUAGAAAGACUCAGUUAAAUUUUGAUAGUGGGCAGUGCACAUUCAGGGUAGGCAGAAUAAAUUACUACAGCUCAAAAUCCUAGUCGAGAAAUGAUGGAUAGAAGCCUCACUGCCUCAGAGGACUCCAUAUCAGCACUUUGUUUCUGGGCAAAUUGUACUUGAAAAUCAGUUUUGCUGUUGAGACAUAGUCAGCAUGCGCAUGGCACCUGUAUUCAUCAUCAUUGUCAAUAAACUUCAUCUUAAACACUCAAUCCAGAUGAACCAGAACCGAUGAACUAACAUACUAGCAUAUACAGGUCAGUAACGUCUCGUUUUCCAGAGUAUUUGCUCUGUGUCGAAGACCGAAUAUCCUGGAAAAGUGUUUGCCAUCAUAUUCGGGAGAUAAGAAAAUCUUCACAC
Messenger RNA from Dendronephthya gigantea, 1447 nucleotides. RefSeq names its product DNA-directed RNA polymerases I, II, and III subunit RPABC3-like. The coding region runs from base 120 to 572 and encodes 150 amino acids. Gene Ontology annotation, cellular component: RNA polymerase I complex; RNA polymerase II, core complex; RNA polymerase III complex. The record is from RefSeq and is a predicted model, not a curated record. Gene Ontology annotation, molecular function: DNA-directed RNA polymerase activity. The transcript is spliced from 3 exons. Gene Ontology annotation, biological process: DNA-templated transcription. Lineage: Eukaryota; Metazoa; Cnidaria; Anthozoa; Malacalcyonacea; Nephtheidae.